This is a messenger RNA of Platichthys flesus (European flounder), 6428 nucleotides long. Its product is annotated as potassium voltage-gated channel subfamily KQT member 5-like. The transcript is spliced from 14 exons. The coding region runs from base 1 to 2826 and encodes 941 amino acids. The record is from RefSeq and is a predicted model, not a curated record. Gene Ontology annotation, molecular function: voltage-gated potassium channel activity. Gene Ontology annotation, biological process: transmembrane transport; potassium ion transport. Lineage: Eukaryota; Metazoa; Chordata; Actinopteri; Pleuronectiformes; Pleuronectidae. Gene Ontology annotation, cellular component: membrane.
AUGCCCCCUGGCAACCAGGAGCAAAUGAAACUCACCAAUGCCAAACUAUCCCUGCAGUUCUCUGCACUGACGUUCGUCUUGGUGUUCAGCUGUCUGGUGCUCUCCGUUUUCUCAACCAUCCCAACUCAUAUGGAAUUUUCCUCCUACUGCCUCCUCAUCCUGGAGUUUGUGAUGAUUGUGGUGUUUGGGUUGGAGUACAUAGCCCGGAUUUGGUCAGCGGGAUGCUGCUGUCGCUACAGAGGAUGGCCGGGACGACUGCGCUUCGCCAGAAAGCCAUUUUGUGUGAUAGACAUCAUAGUGCUGAUAGCCUCAGUGGCGGUGGUGUCGGCAGGCAGUCAGGGCAACAUCUUCGCCACCUCGGUCCUACGUAGCCUGCGUUUCCUGCAGAUCCUGCGCAUGGUGCGAAUGGAUCGAAGAGGUGGUACCUGGAAGCUGCUCGGAUCUGUGGUCUACGCACACAGCAAGGAACUGGUCACUGCCUGGUACAUCGGCUUCUUGGUUCUCAUCUUCUCAUCGUUCCUCGUCUACCUUGUGGAGAACAAGUUCAACAAGGAGUUUGCCACCUACGCUGACGCCUUGUGGUGGGGCACGAUCACCCUGACAACCAUUGGCUAUGGGGACAAGACACCAAAGACGUGGACAGGACGGAUGCUGUCUGCAGGGUUUGCCCUCUUGGGCAUCUCCUUCUUUGCCUUGCCAGCAGGUAUUCUGGGCUCAGGCUUUGCGCUGAAGGUACAAGAGCAGCACAGACAGAAGCACUUUGAGAAAAGAAGAAACCCAGCGGCCUACCUCAUCCAGUGUGUCUGGCGUAGUUAUUCGGCUGAUGAGAACUCCGUGUCCAUUGCUACCUGGAAGCCUCACUUGAAGGCGUUGCAUACCUGCAGCCCUACAAAGAAAGAACAGGGAGAGUCGACCACAAGCCAAAAGCUGAGCUUCAAGGAGCGGGUCCGGAUGGCGAGCCCUCGAGGUCAGAGCAUCAAGCAGAGGCAGACGUCUUCAGUGAACGACCGGCGGUCCCCAGUGGCUGAAGCCGGUACUGAGGGCACCAGCCCCGCCAAGGUACAGAAGAGUUGGAGCUUCAAUGACCGCACACGCUUCAGACCUUCACUCCGCCUUAAGAGCCAGUCUCGCUCCACCACUGAUGGUAAGCGACUCUGUCCUGCCUUUCAUAACAUGGCCGGGGACGAAUGCUUUGACGAGAGGGGCUGUCACUGUGAGAUCUCGGUGGAGGACUUGCUGCCCUCAGUCAAGUGUGUCAUUAGAACUGUCAGGAUAAUGAAGUUCCAUGUGGCCAAGAAGAAGUUUAAAGAGACGCUGCGUCCUUACGAUGUGAAGGACGUGAUUGAACAGUACUCUGCCGGCCACUUGGACAUGCUGUGUCGCAUCAAGAGCCUGCAGACCAGAGUGGACCAAAUCCUUGGGAAGGGCCAGAUCCCUCUGGAUAAGAAGAUUCGAGAGAAGCUGCUAUCUGAUGGAGACAUAUUGGAGGACAUGAGCAUGCUGGGCCGUGUCUGUAAGGUGGAGCGACAGGUCCAGUCGAUUGAGUCAAAACUUGACUCCCUGCUUGACAUUUAUCGUCAAGUUUUGCGUAAAGGAUCAUCUUCGGCCCUCACGCUCUCCUCUCUUCCGCUGUUCGAGUUAGAACAGACCUCUGACUACCACUCCCCCGUCUUCAGCAAAGACCUGUCCUACUCCACCCAGGUCAGCAGCAGUGGAGCGCCUCCACCUGGUGGCUGCGUCACACAUUCUGCCACCAACUCCCACCUCACCCAAGGAGGACUCCAUCUCAUCCUGGCGCCACCCAAUGAGCUCAACCUCAAUCUCUCCUCUUCAACGCCUCCCUCUGGCCUUGCAUCCUCCUCUUUCAGCCCGUCGACACUUCCUCAUCACCAUCAUCAUCACCACCACCACCAUCAUCAUCCUCAUCAUUCCCAUCAUCAUCAUCCCCAGGGUCAAGCCACCAUGCCUGAAAGUGGCACAGAUGAGGCUGUAGGGAGCUCUCCACCCAUCCUCACCCCAAAUAGUAUCAGUGGUGGAGGAGUGGGAGAUGGAGGGUGUCCUCUUCUGCCAGGACUUCCACCACCGCUCCCUCCCAGCCAAAGUGGUGGCCCAAGCAACUUGGUGCGAGCGACCUUCCCUGAAACAACCCCCAACAUGGAGGGUUUUUGUAGAGGUCUAGGGACACAGAUGGAGCAGAGCAGUGUCAGGGAAAACCUUGGCCUUGGGUUCGGGCUGGGCAGACUGGCGCAGCAGCUCAAGGGCAGCACCAAUAGCAAUGGCAGGCAUAACACUAAGGAGGAGGGCUCCUGGAGGAGGCAUAUGAGUCUGGAGCUUGAGCCCCUGGUGCCACCAGCCCUGGGCUGCUGCUCUGGCCCCUGUCAGAUGGACCAAGGACUGGGCAAGUCCAUGUCAGUGCAGGACCUGAUUCAGGCACCUCCAGUAGCUGUCCAGGAUUCCCACCAUAGCCACAGCCUCUCUUCGCCAAGCCCUAGUACAAGCAGUGACUCCCCAAUUGGCUUCCACAGCUGUAGCCAAGACCCGGGGGGAAGAGGAGGGGGUGGUGGUGGUGUGGGCAGGAGUGGUGGAGCUGGAUGGGGUGAGGAGGACCUCUUAAUCACUGACAGGGACAUAGAGACACAGGGAUUUGACUUCCUGUCACAGGGGACUGCUGAAGCCCACUCCUACUCCUCAGAGCUCCUGCGGACAGGGCCCAGAGCAGGGGCAGGAUCCCCGGGCUCUAACCAUAGCCUGGCCAGUGUUCCCGCGUCCUCACCCUCCGCUGGCAGCACCGAAAUGCUGAACAUGCCUUGUGUACGGCUAAAAUAGAUAUGAGUAGAAAAGGCUCACGAAUCUCCCACAACACAAACGUUUUUUAUCCUUUUGGACCGGAGAGGGAGGGUGGGACUACAAUAAGGGGACCUUUUUUGUUAAUUUUCAUUUUGAUCCUUUUGAUAAGAAUCACAGUAUUUUCAUACAGGGUGAUGCAUAUCAUUGCAUGAGUUACUCUUCGUUUUCAAGUAUGAUUGAAAGAGGUAAAGAUGAAGGCUUCUAUAGAGGGGGCCACAGGCCCCAAAAUCCUGAGACCAUGACAUGAAGUCAACUAAACUCUGCCCUGUGUGACAGUAGUUUAUGGGACCUUGAGACAAAGCAUGAAGGCAUGGACACCUAGCGCAUGGAAAAGUCUUUUUAAAACUACCACACACAUCUGUCGUACGCAAUUGAAAGAAAAAUGGGCCUCAAUAUCGAAUUGCCCAAUUAAAGAGGGCCAAAGUAAACAGAAAAGUUCUGUUCUAGAAGUAAGAGAACCUCACUCAAAAUCCCAGUGACGUUUCUACCAUCGAUGAUAACUAAAAGUCCAACAUUAGAGCAGAGCUCUUUUUAACUGUAUGUCAUGUGACUUGCCCGUUGUGUAGAAAAACAAAGUAAUAAUGUUAAUUAUUCAUAAGUAAUCUUUUUAGUGACUUUGAACAAAGAAAAAAUUCCCAUGAGCUCUAUACAUAGAAGGAGUAUCCCACGACUCGAUUUUUUUUGGUUAGUGUUUUUCACCAAGAGAUGCAAAGAUGUUAGAGAUAAGGAGGCUAGUGGAACAGAGGAGAGCUCAGAUGUGACGCAAUGACUUCAGCUCUGUGUAAGAUGUUUCUGUCUCUCCAAUCACAUGACAGGCUUCCAUAGUGAAAUGAAUGUUAUUUCACCAUUGCUGAACAUUUAAUUCUCCUUUCUCGUCACUAUUUUAAUUUUGAAAACAUUUUGGAAAACCCGAUCUCCCCAAAUUUAUAUGCUUUAAUAAACCAUUAUACAACUAUCCUGAACCAGUGAUGGUGGUUUCCUUUAAUCUCUUCAGAAGUAACACACCAGAAAAUGGUGUUUAUUCAAGAUUUAGAUCCUAAACCACAACCAAGAAUACUCAAUACAUCUCAAAGAUCCAAUGAUAGAUUUGUCUAUUUAUUAUUUCUGCAGUCUCAGGCAUUAAGAUUAAGAUUAAGAUAACCCUAACCCUAACCCAUUUAUUUGUCCCAAACACUUGCACAGACAUGCACAGGCUCACUCAUGCAAUUGUAAGGGAAAUUGAACCUCUGCUUUAACCCAUCUGGUGCAGGACACACAGAGCAGUGAGCGACCAUGUACGGUGCCCAGGGAACAGAUGUUGGGGGAGUAAGGUGCCCUGCUCAGGGGCACUAGACAGGGUAGGGAGAAUCCUCCUGGAUUUUUAGACAGAUCAAUCAAGGUUCGUCUUUUUGUUGUUUCUCCGUGGAGUCGAACCAGAGAUGAACCAGAGACCUUUUCUGCCCAUAGUCCAAGUUUCUGCCACUAGACCACCGCCUGUCUAUUUGAUUUCAAUCAUUUUCAUUUAGUAAAAUAGAAAGGCACUCAGUGGAGGACAUAGAUUCACUGAGGCCCAACAGACCCCUUAAAGUCAAUCAUCAAGACACACAAAUAGUCCUCUAGAUAUGUCUGAUUUUCAUCAAGACCCAUGAAUUGGUACUUGAAGAAUUGGUGACAAUGUCAAAAAAUGCUGUAUUUCGCAACAUUUAAGAAAAUAAGAAAAUAAAAUCCUGGAUCUGCUCCAAAAACUAAUGGGUUCUUCCAUGGCCCAUCCUUUAAACAAGUUUCAUGGAAAUCUGUUCAGUAGUUUUUUGCAUAAUCCUGCUGACAAAACCUCCUCAGUGGAGGUAAUUCAUUAACUGUCUCCUGAAAUGUACUUGACUUGUAUAAUAAGAUAGUGAAGGUCAAUUUUGUCAUUGUUGUAUCAUCAUUGCAGUUUUGCAGUUCAAGCACAAUGAGUUGUGAAAGUUACCUCAUAACAGUGAAGUCACCAACAGAAGGUUUUAAAUUCUGUCUGACAGACUUACACAUCAUACGGCCAACAAUACUGGACCUUUCUGAAACCGCUUGUGUCCAAGGGACUUGUAGCUAAUAAACUAAAAACAUGCAAAACUACAGAAUUGGGUUUUGUAAAUAUUUCCCCUCUUUAACUUUGAUUUGGUGAGUGUGCUAGAUUGAUAACUUUACGACUACCUGCUACUGAGGUGUAGAGCAGGAACAACAACUGCCAAGUUACUUAUCAAAGCCACCUCUGCCAACACUCAUCUCUAGGAUGAGAUACAUCAUGUUUGAAAGCACAUAUCCACAGCUGUAUACGCACACGUUCAGAUAAGACAUGCUGAUAACACUCUCAGCCAGCUGUGAUGUUGCAUGUCCAUUGUGCUGUAUAGUUCGGAUCAAUUAUGCACCGAUCGGCUGUUUUUCCAGCUGACGACAGCCGUGGAUUGAAACACACCUUGAAUGUCAUUUGUCAUUUAGCUUAAAGUUAUUUUGUCAGCACGGGAGUGUCUUAGCAAAGCACUUCAGAAUCAGACACUGGCAGAAAUCUAACUUUGAAUUACGUCAAAAUGAAUUACGUUGAAUUAUUAGCUUUUUUGCCCCCCUGUUUUUACAUGAAAUGAUAAUAUUGAAGUCAUGGUCAAUAUUUGCUUUUUUUUUUCAGUAUAAUUAUUCUUACAGCUUCCUUGAAAUGGAAUCACUGCAGAAUGUAUGGCUUAUUUUCAUUAUUACACCAAGAAAACUAAUGACCAACACUCUCCUCCUGCUGCAUGGUACAGAUUCAGGUACAUCAGGUAAGGAUUGUUGGUUUCCUCCAGGUAGUUGGAAAAUAAUUCCAGCACCACAACAUGCAGCGCGUAAAUACUCCCCACAAAGCCUCAGUGGUUUAAUCGCGCUUAUCAAGCAGUACCUCAGUGUUUUCUGAAGAGUCAGACCCGGAUGUGUGAGGGAGGCCGGGAGGCAGUUUGCUUUCAAGUGGAUUUUACUUUCUUUAAGAUAUUUAAAUAUACUUUGCAUGGAGGUUGUCAUAUUCAAACCUAUUUAUAACUGAAAGUGAAUGCCACACCAUUAAAACAAUGAACUAUUUAUGGUUCAAAAUGAUUUGCCAUAGAAAUAAAAGACCCCAGUUCACCCAAGUCUGCAUUGCAUACAGUAUAAUGGUGCCUUGCUUUUGUUGUACAUUUCCAUCUCCAUACGGUUUCCUGCAAAGUGCAUUAGGUACCUCCGAACAGAAAUGGUUGCACUGUUUUCAUUUUGUCUCCUUGUAAAUGUUCUGACUUGAGGCAUUAUACAGCUUUUUAUUCAGAGACCAUUUUGCUACUGGGCACAAAACAGGCCUUUGACAUGUUACCAUUCUCUCUUGUUUUUUUUUAUUUAUUUAAAUUAUGUGCACAUAUUUACACAGAAGUAAUAAUCUCAGUUAGAUUAAUGAAGCCUGUAAUGUAAUAAAAAUGCAAGUUGACUUUUAUUCUCAUUCAUUAAUAAAGGAAAUUCUAUGACAAGACUGUUUUUUGAAUUCUCCUUGUCACUCCUUGUCAAACUGUGGUUGAACUAAAAUGCCCUCUUAUGUUGAGCCAUGUUGUUCAUGUAAUACUUUUCUUUGGAAC